Messenger RNA from Drosophila serrata, 1971 nucleotides. It is a transcript of the gene Eo, whose product is annotated as Ecdysone oxidase. NCBI's taxonomy places the organism in Eukaryota, Metazoa, Arthropoda, Insecta, Diptera, Drosophilidae. Gene Ontology annotation, molecular function: oxidoreductase activity, acting on CH-OH group of donors; flavin adenine dinucleotide binding. The record is from RefSeq and is a predicted model, not a curated record.
AAUUCAAAGAUGGUAGAAAAGCAACCACGGUCAAGGCUGAACCUUCUUCUCCUGCUCGGAUUUCUUCUACUUUCUUUGGAUGAGACAACAUCCUCGCAAUGGUUCACCGUGGACAGCAAUGGUCUUGGCAUCUCAUUGAUGGAAUCUGUGGCUUUGGCUUUAAAUAACUCUAGUUUGGAGUUGGCCAACAAUACCGCCUGGCCAUUGCAACACGAUCCGAGAUCUUCCGAGGAACUCCCAGAGAUUGAGACCUACGAUUAUAUUGUGGUGGGUGCAGGAAGUGCCGGUUCCAUUGUGGCCAGCCGGUUGAGUGAACGUUGCAAUGUGCGAGUACUCCUCCUGGAGGCUGGAGACUUACCACCAUUCGAAUCGGAGGCUUUUAGCCUAAGUGGUGCCCUGCAUCAUGAUGCCAGGUACAUGUACCUGGAUGAGGCGGAACCCAAUCCCGAGUGCUGUCAGGCCAUGGAGGAGGGUCAUGGUUGCUCCUGGUGGCAUGGUCGCAUGAUGGGCGGCACUGGGGCCAUCAAUGGUAAUAUCUUUGUCCCCGGCAGUCGGAGUAACUUUGAGAAUUGGAAUGCCACCGGUUGGAAAUGGUCCCAGGUUCAGGAUACCUAUCGUCGCCUUCAGGCACGUUUGAAACUCUCCUAUUUGGAACCCAAUCCCCUCAACUCGAAGUUGGCUAAUGUUAUUUACUCCGGAGCCGCAGAAUUGGGUGUACCAAAGAUGUGGCAGCCACUGAUAGCAGGUGUUACCUAUGGUUACACCCAUCAUGUUCCCGUGACCAUUAAUGAAGGUAGAAGAGCCAGCAGUGGACGUUUAUACUUGGCUCAGGAUGGAAUCAACAGGCGACCAAAUCUAAAGGUGAUUCGAGGAGCUCAAGUGAAGAAGGUACUCCUAAAUCCCGAGGGUAACCUGGCCAUGGGGGUCACCUACACUCUCAAUGGUGAUCAGUUCACCGCUUCAAUCUCUUCCUCUGGUGAGGUAAUCCUAAGUGCCGGUACCAUCAACUCUGCCAAGUUGCUCUUAGUCUCUGGAAUUGGACCACAAGAGGAGCUAAGCAGCUGGAAUAUAACCGUCCGGCAGGAUUUGCCAGUGGGUCAUAAUCUUCAGGAUCAUGGCAUGUUGCCUCUUUACUUGAUUUUCGGUUCAGAUUGCGCGGUGAAUAGCACUCGGUUGCCCACAGAGAAUCCCUAUGGACCAGUCUCUGUGGCCAAAUAUCUCCUGGAGAGUCAAAAGGGUCCCCUCGCCCAGGGUUUCUACAUGAUGGGUUACAUCAAUUCCCGGACACCGCAUAGUUUUCUCCAACAACCCGAUCUUCAUGUGGUGGCCCAUACACUGUUGCCCAAGGGUAGCACUGGUAGCUUUGGUUAUCUUGGCUUUCGGCCGGAAUUGAUUCAAGCUCAGGUCGGUAUACUCAAGGAUUAUGAUCUCCUUCAGAUUAUGGGUUCACUGCUGCAUCCCUUAUGAGGACGAGUGCGUUUAGCAAGUGACACGGAAGCCAGAAUAGAGAAUCAUUAUGCCGAGGCUGAGGAGGAUCAGCAGACUCUGCUCCGCUUUGUGAGAUAUGUCCAACGGUUGACCCAAACCCGAGCAUAUCGCAGGUGUGGCCUCCGUCUCUGGCUACCUCCUGUCCAGGAAUGUGAUGCACUCGCACCCGAUUCCGACGAUUAUUGGUUGUGUCACAUUCGUUACUUUUAUGUGGGUGCCUGGCAUUCGGUGGGCACUUGCCGGAUGGCACCCAGGAGGAAUCCGGAAGCGGAAUCCCAAGCGGAGGAGAUGGAACCAGGUGGCGUUGUGGACGAGAGACUGCGGGUGCAUGGUGUCCAGGGACUUCGAGUGGUGGAUGCCAGCAUAAUGCCCGAGUUACCAGCGGGUAAUACCAAUGGACCCGCCAUGAUGAUAGGCGAAAGAGGAGCACAAUUAAUUCUCGAGGAUCGAGGAGAAGACAACGAAGUUAUAACCGAUUGUUGA